Paramuricea clavata is the source of this 25487-nucleotide messenger RNA. Lineage: Eukaryota; Metazoa; Cnidaria; Anthozoa; Malacalcyonacea; Plexauridae. The record is from the annotation of a GenBank genome assembly.
UGAACAUUGAACAAUCAAAAACAAAAUGGCAGACAAGAAAGCUUCACUUUUAUUGCAAGGACCGAUUCCAGUCAAGCCAUCGACAAGUUCAAUGGUAAAUUAUUUUUAGUUGACGAUUCAGAUGUUUAGUUAUAAUUCUCUCUUGUACUAUAUAUAAUUUUAGUCAGAUUAGCAAAUAUUUUAUUCUCCGAUCCAAGUUUGCGUUUAUAUAUAUCGAAAGAAACUGAAGUUGAAUUGACCCACCCCAGAUAAUGUCUGUCGUGGCUUAUAUUGCCCAUAGUGGAAUCAGUCUAUGUUAACACCAAAAUAUAUAUUGGCAUGAACAGAUAUAGAAAAAAAUAGAUUGACAUGGCCCCAGGUGGCCGCUCCAGUCUGGAAAGUUAACUUUUUGCACGCCGGACAUCGAUUCAGGUACAUGUAAAUGUACGCCAAUUUUGGAAAUAUUAACGCGCAAAAGUUCCAAAUACACCUUUUUAGUAUAAACCUAUUUGGUUUAUAUUUGUUGAAUUUGAACAAUUACUAGUCUAUGUCAAUUAUGUGACCAAAUGUACGCCAUUAUGUACGCCAAAGUUUGUGUUUGUACACCGGACAUGUCCGGCAUACACGCCUUACAUUCCAGUCUGGUGGCUGCUGGCCCCAUGGCAGUAAUUUGGCAUAAAAUAGAAACAAUUUUUCUGAGUCAAUUCCAACUGCGAUCAUCCCGGGCGAACCCCCAGGAUUUGACCAGAGGUUAAUCCUGCAUAGGCGGGAAUUUGACGAGAAAACAUUCCCGCACAGUCAGGCAUUUGACCCCCUUUAUUUGACUGAUCACUAGUGCAAAAUUGGCCAGCGGUCGCGCGAAGUGCUUGGUGUAGAUGAACGUUGAUGAACGUGAUUUGUUUUCACGUGUAUAAAACACACUGCAUAGCGUGAAUAGUUUUUAUAUAAAAUGCCGUUAUAUAAAGUUUGGAACUUGACCAGGGAUGUCAAAAAGGCUAUAAUUGCUUGUUCUUUUGCAGAAUUUGUCUCAAAAGUUAUGUGUCUUUAUGAUAUUUUAUAGAUAAAAAGAAAAUUGAACUUACAAUAGCGAGCAUAAAAAGAAACGGCAUUGCAAAACUAUAUAAAUUGCAAAACUAAAAGUUUUGAGCCGAUCAUAAAAUUAAAUAAACAUUUAAAGUCUAGCUGGUUCUCAUCAUGUAAAAUUAUAUGGGAAACGUACAAGGCAGAUAUGGGCAUUUGACUAUGUUUUUGCCCGCAACGUUGGGAAUUUGACAAUGGGUUUCGCCCGCACCGUCGGAAAUUUGACCAUAUUUUUUUGAAAAGUCAAAUUCCCGGGGGUUCCCCCGGGGGGGGGGGGAUGAUCACAGUUGGAAUUGACUCACAUUAUUUAUGAGCUACUGUCUGAUGUGGUGAUUCAUUCUGGAACCUGUGCUGGAAGUGUUAUGUACAAUGAAAGCAUAGAAACCUUCUAUAAACUUGUUAAAAUUUGAAAAUUACUACUACAUUACAACAGAAAGAAUAUAGACAAAAAUUUUCUCAAUUCUGAUUGGCUAAGAGCAGUGAAAUUAUUUUUGAAAUUGCACAUUGUGUAAUUACUGUAGUGCAAUUACAGGGUCGACCGUGGAACAGGGGGCAUACCCCCACACUUUUUCGGUGGAUAAAAAACUACCAGAUAAAAUCCAACCUGCCUGUGUAGCAUAGCUCCUGUGCUAUCCUGCCCCCCCCCCCCUGUUAAGAAGUGGGCAAAAAAUAACACUUGUUUGGUAUAGUAACAUUUACUAUAACAGAUAGUACAUUAUUACUUGGUAUAUACUGAAUGCCAAUAUUAAACUUUACAACAGGGAUGGAUCCAGCAUGGUUUGGUAGGGGGGGUGCUCCGCCAAAAAAAAUUUUCGGAAAGCAACAACCUCCCCCCCCCCAUCGACAACUUUUUAGGGAAAAAAAAUUUCCGGACAAGUACGUUGCAAUUGCUUUCCAGUGACUUUACACAUCCAUCAACUUGCUUAACCACUGCAAAGUCUAGCUACAGUAUUUGAAUUGCAAUUGUUGUUCACAGUUCGCUUAUCAUCAUGUUAUUACUCAAACUACUGAAUCUCAUUUUGUCUCUGAUAAUUUUUUGCUUUAUCAUGAAAAAUAGCACCCCCCCUGCACCCCUCCUGGCCAGGGCUAGGGGGGGUGUGCACCCCCCCAGUAAAUCCAUCCCUGCUUUACAACAGCAUAAUAAAUACCAGGUGUUUGUCAGAAACAAUGUAUUAUCAUACAAACCACAUGAGACUUGUCAUGUUCAACAGGCAUUUAAUCAAGUGGCAACAGACCUUUCCAGUAAUUAAUUACUACGAAAUAUGAUAUUUUGACGAGAAGUUUGACCCGGUCCUAUACGAAAGUAUACAAUGUGUUUAGAUAGGCUAGAUAGAUAGAUAGAUACUAGAUAGGUAGAUAGAUAGAUGAUUUAAUGAAAAAACAUUGCAGUCCUAAGGGCUGAAUUAUGUUACCUAUUACAGGAAAUACAAAAAUUAUUACAAAAAUUACAAUUUGUUUGAAACAAUGUCUUGGAAUAGUUUAUUGGUAAGUUCCUGCCUUCUCAUCUUCAGUCUCUGGACAUUAGUAAUACUGUAAUACUUAGUGCUUCAUCAUAUGUAAUCCCAGGGAAUAUGAUCUUCAUUGCUCUCCUUUGUAUUGAUUCAAGAUCAUCCGAUAGAUAUUGGGUCAGACUAUCAUGGAACACUAGAUUGCAUACCGGUACUCCAUAACAUAUGCCGAAUACACGUAGUGUAAAAUUGUAGCAGCCCCUUAGUGGCAAUGUUUGAUCUCUUUAAUUGAAUAAAAAAAUAUAGUCUCUUUCGGCUUUCUUAAUUGUUUCAUUAACCUGUUUGUUCCACUUAAGGUUAUUAGAAACAUUUAGGCCAAGGAUCUUAGCAUGGUCAACCACAUCAACCGGGUUGUUGUUGAUUAGGAUGGGAUCGAAUUGUGUUGGGUUCAAACUAAAUGCAAUAUGCAACUCCUUACAUUUUCUUUCAUUAAAUUGAAAUUUGUUUGCUUGUGCUUGCGCUCGUCUACUUCAUGUUAAAUAUAGCUCAUUUUUCCUUUGUUAACAAAUUCUGACAUAGUGGUAUCAUCGACAUACUUCCAGUUAUUAGGUGAGGCAAUUUUAAUAUCGUUCAUCAUUAUAAUGAGUAGCCAUGAGUCUAACAAUGUGCCUUGGGGGACACCUGCUGUGACCGAUUCCCAUUCCAAGUAGCAAUACUGGUUUAGUUUAACUCGUUGUUUUCUGCAAGUGAUAAAAUCGGUUAUCCAGUCAAUUAGCCGUUCUCAAUAGACCUAAUUUCCCCUUUUGAGUGAAAUCAGUUUGAUGAUCUGAUUAUCAAUUUCCCAUUUGUAAUACAAAAUGACUGAAAAACGGCAAACUUCGCAAGGCUAUAUAUUAUCCGCAUUUUACAACAUCUCGCAACGAAACUUCGGAAUAUUACUAAUUUUGUGAUGCUCUUUCAAGCUGUGAUGAAAUUUUUGUCCAGGCAUAUCUAGAUCAAAAUUUCAUUCAUAAGGGGAAAGGUCUAAUAUAUAGCUUUCAGUCGAAGUCUGUGAGAUAAGCCCACACAACAGCGACUUUUUAUAAUUUUUUGGACGAAUGAUGGUAAAUUUGAUUUGUAAAUGGUUAGUUUAUUUUGAAAAAUUGCUUUUCACAUUUUUUUAAUUGUCUGCAUUGGUUAACGAGAAUUGGAUGCCACCCAAAAAUGGCGGAUAUUCGUCAUCGUGAGAAAGGCUAAUUGUCCACAACGGUAAAUCAUACGUUUUCAAUUUCCGAACUAGUAGGUGGUGGUCGAUCAGAUCGAAUGCUUUUAUGAAGUCAAACAAAAUUACUCUCGUUGUUCCACCGUUAUCAUCUGUGGAUCCGUUCCAUUCAUGAAUCAUACUUAUAAGUGCAUGAACAGUACUUGAGUUUGGGAUUGUUCCAUACUGGUUUCGGUCUCAGCAAUUUUCGAUAUCGGAGUCAAGGAAAACGAGAAAUUGUAUGGAAACACGACGCCCGAAGGGCGGAGUGUUUUCAUACAAUUUCGAGUUUUCCCAACUUCCACGAGUGUUGAUAUAACUAUAUAUCAAUACGGAAAAAAUGUUUUAUUUUUUUUUUUAUAAUAUAGCAAUGUCAAAAGCCCGAAGGAUAAGAAAAAUUUCUGUGUUUACAAGCGGCGGAAAAUUUCCCGUGUUGAUAUUGAGUUAUAUCAACACGGCGCUUAGCCAAUCAGCGUUCAGAAUUUACAAAUGCUAUAUUAUAAUACGCACUGUUUUUUCUUUUGGUAUUGGAGUAAUGUUUGCACUCUUCAAGGUAUGAUUGGUUUAAAAUAUCAGAGAUCGGUCGAGCCAGAAUAUCUGCAUUUUCUUUGAGAACCCAGCCAGGGAUACCAUCUCAUGCAGCCAUUCCAUUGUGACUCGCGUGACCAAGUCAUACAAUUUUAGGGUUAAAAAAGGAUGUUUUCUGCCACUUCUGAUUUUACAAAAGGCAAACUUGCUUUGCAAAAACUAUGAACUCCCUGGGAAGGUGUUGAAGUGACAUUUUUGAAUUUUGAUGAUUUUAUUUGAAGCCUCGGAUAUAUAGUGACUUACUUUACUUAUGGCAGCCACAAAUAAAAAUGUUUCACCUUAUGGGUUUUAAUUCAAUUUCCUGGUGACUUAUUUAAUGUAUAUAGCUCUAGCUUUAUAGGACAUAUAAAUAGCCAUGUUACUGUCACACUUCAGUGAAAUUACAGAAAAAUCAUGUUUGGUUGAAUAGAUAAUGCCGCCAACCUAAUGUGACUCGCGUAACAUAAAAAUGUGACUCGCGUGACAAGUGACAAAUAAUGAUAAUAAAUAAAUAAUAAAACUGGACGGAAAUAGUAGCAAUUCAAAUAUUUCUUUUUAUUACUGUUUAUUGACGCCAUUUGCAAUAACAAUUUAAUAUAAAAUCUAGGUUUGGACAACUGGAAUAGUUUACUUUUUUUGUGGCUGGUAUAAGAUCUUCAAUCUUCACUCAAAAAUAGGCAAUUACUCCACAUGCAGGAAAAUAUUUUCAAGUGUUAAAUCAAUAGGAAUUUAGGGUUUCCUAUAAAUUCACAAGUUAUAAUCAUAAUAAUCUUGGUGAAAACAUAAUUUUUUGCAUGUCAGGUGUUAAACGCGUGACUUGCGUGGCCAUACUUGAGGGUGAUUUUUCUUGGAAACGAAUGCUAAUAUUUUUCUAAUUUUUUUGCAAAAAGUUUGUCCAACUAAAAGUACCAAGUUAUCAAAGAUUCAAAGAAUCUGCUUUAGUUGACAGAGAUUGAGAAAACUUUAUGAGGGUGUUUCAAUGCAGGCUGGUACAAGGCCGAUUUCUCAUGUUGACAUGUUUAACUUAAAAUAUGUAUUUAAACAACAAAUAUCUUAACGUUAAAACCAUUAUAAACAGUAUAUACUUCCUGAUGUCAGUUCUUAUACAAAUGCUAGCGUGCAAGUUCUUCGUUCUGUUGACGACUGCUUCAAUUUAUAACGCUUAUCUUCGUGCAAUUAAGAAUGCAAAGCACUAUAUUUACAUCGAGAACCAGUUUUUCGUCUCGUCUCAACCGGGUAUAUUAAUGAACGUGAAGAAUCAGAUUCAAACAGCUUUGGCAGAACGAAUUUAUCGUGCUUACGAGGAAAAUGAGGACUUCUAUGACUAUGUCAUGAUAGUAAUGCCACUGAAGCCAGAGUUUGGUUCUGAAGAAUGGACUUCAGGUAGUCUAAAUUUGUUGACAGGGAUUAGUUAUUGGAAUUAUGCGACACUUUUACUCUGGGAAAAACUCUUUAUUCCACCAGUUACAAGAGAGGAAAAUGCCGGCUUGGGCUAUCAAGAGUUAUUUUAAUGUAUAUGGAUUGCGAACGCAUGCAUGCAUGAUUUGUUAGGCGAGAACUUGGCGACAGAAGUUAUUUAUGUACACAGCAAGUUGAUGAUCGUCGACGAUCGAGUUACUAUCAUUGGUUCAGCUAAUAUCAAUGACCGAAGUAUGCUUGGGGGACGAGAUUCAGAGAUAUCAUUCAUUGUCGAAGAUGUGGAAAUGAUUGAAGGAAUUAAGGAUAAAUGAUAGGCCAUAUCAAGUUGGAAAGUUCUCACAUAAUCUGAGAUGUUUUCUCCACAAGGAACAUCGUGGACUCUUGAAUACGGAAGAUAAAGUGGAUGAAUUGAAUGUCAAAGACCCUCUGGUGGAAUUAUUUGUCACACGAAUUUUCAAUUGUUAAUCACACUGGAUGUUUCAUUAGUUUUUGCCAGGAUUGUAUACUGUAGUUUCUCGAAGGUCGCGGGUUCGAAACCCGGCCGCGGCAGGCAAAGUUUUCUGCCUGCGCGCUGAUCUCACUCGAGAAGAUUUUCUCUCAAACAUUUUCUCUUGCAAGGAUCUAACUUAAGACCCUUGCAAGGUGCCCCUCCUCAUAAUUACAUUAAAAUCAGUUUAUUUUAUAAGUUUUCUAAUUAUAUAUAAUGAACUAAAUGACGAUAGUGCAAAGAAAUAAUAUCUGUAUAUCUAGUGUCAGUACUAGUAAACUUAAUGACAACCGCAAUCACGGUUUAUUGACCACAGUUUAUUGAUCAAUGCCUUGUUCAAGAACAUCAAAUACUUCACCUCACAAUCGUAACAAAGUGAGAGCAUAUUCAGUAGUUGGAGUCUCUUGAUUUAACACACAACUGACAGAAGAGCCAACGAGUAAUGCGUCUCUGGAUUUUCUGUUUCAAAAUAUUCGUUCUUGCAUGGGGGCCAUAUAUACUUCGGUAGCUGCUUAACUGGCAAUUAACCAGUGUCAUUCACAGUGCUCUUCAUACACUCUUGUCCGUUAUAAAUAGGCAUGUUCCUUUUACAAGUAGUUAUUUGACUUAGCAUGCACUAUGUUAUGAAUAUGUGAGCCCCAUGUUAACUUGGUUCGUUAAGGCUGCUUUCCAGUUAAGCGUUUUUCAUUAAAUCGUUCUAAAUUUCAGGGAUGGAUUUACUGGGGUGCAGGAGGGUGUGCACCCCCUAGCCCUGGCCAGAGGGAGUGUAGGAGGGGUGCUAUUUUUUAUGAUAACGCAAAAAAGCCAAAUGAGAUACAGUAAUUUGAGUAAUAACAUGAUGAUAAGUGAACUGUGAACAACAAUUACAAUUCAAAUACAGUAGUUGAUGGGCGGGCGGCACAUAUGACCGACACAACUCGGCAGUCAACACCAGAGCACCCCCUACCAGAUCAUACUGGAUCCAUCCCUGCUAAAUUUUAUAUAUUGAGUACUAUAAUUACCUCAACAAAUACACUUUAAAUAUAAUUACCUCAACAAAUACACUUUAAAUCAUAUACUUUUGUAUAUAACUAAAUGCUGUAUAACUAAAUGUAGCCUGCGUAUAGCGGACACUAUUAGAGGGGAGGGCUGUGCCUUUUUUUUAUUUAAUUAUUUCAUAAGAAACUUUUAAAUGAGUUUAAACAAAUGGACUAUAGUUAUUAAAAUUACACUCCAGAGAUUAAAAUUUUCAAAACGCACCUAGUUUUUAAAUUUGUAAAGACGUGUAACUUUUCCUUUGAAAAGAACACUGUUUUCUUGCAUGCCUUCCAAUUGAAAUGGACAUACAUGUUUCGUAAUGUGACCUCGAGAUUUUCUACCAAAGACACUUGUAAAAAUUAGUUUUGCGUUAAAUAAAUACCCUAAAAACUGUAGAAUUACACCUAUCCAAUGUAACCUUCAGAGUUGUGAUGUUUAUUCUCUUUUUCAGUCAAAAGCAUCCUCAAGUGGUGGAAAUAAAUCAACAGUACCUUUUAAUCUAGACAACUAUAACUCCUUUACUGUUAAACUCCCUAGGUACGUACGAAGCCUAGAUUAUGGAUCGCUUAUUCAGUGAAUAAGCCUAAUUUUAGUUACGUUGUUCAAUGAAUAUACAUGCAGACACAGAAUAAAGACAUACAGAAGGUCGACUCAACCAAAAAAGCGUAACCGCUGCCACGCCAUGAUUCGCAAUGAUUCGUCAUCAAAAUGCUGACGCCAUGCAUGGUCUGUGGUCCUGGGGUGAAUGCCUCUCAUAAGCGCACUGGCUAGGACCACAGCGUCAGCAUUUUGACGACGAAUUACGGUUACGCCAAAAUCAUAGGAAAACAAAAGUUUGUCUCUAUUCUGUGAUAUAGACUUAUGACUGGUUGUACUGGAAGCUUUUUAAUCGAAUUAAAAAUUAGUGCCCAAGGGCAACAUUUGUCUCAUUUGUCUGCCCCCUCUACGACCAACUAGUGGAAACUAAGUGCUCCUAAAUAUGUCACAAGAAUGUGUGUGCAUAGAGGAGCAUAGGCAUGUUUUCUAGGCACCGUAGACACAUUUAUAUUUUAAAAAUACAUUAAUUCUUCUUCACCGUAAUUUGACAACUUUCUGAGUUUAGAGGAAAUUGACGGAUUUUAACAGGUAAUUUAGGCCUAGUACUGUACAAGAUUAGUAUAUUUGUAUUGUAGAGAUGUGAAGAAACGACAUUCAAUCAUGAAGUUCAAUACAAACAUUGAUGUAUCUGCUAUUAGCAAGGUAAAAUCUGUUCCAUUUUCUUUAAACUUUGAGUAAUUGUCUUUUGUGUAGAAAUAUGUGUUCCGAACUAUAGAUUCUGGAUGUUGUUUAAAACAAUACGUAAUCCAGAAGCAAACCAAAACUCGAUAGUACCAAGCGAAUAAUUUUUCCACACAAGGAAAAGAUUAGCCUGCUCGCAGCCUGAAAUUUAGAAGGGAAAAAUUUCUGAUAUUUUCCCCUUCUAAAUUUCAGGCUGCGAGCAGGCUAGGAAAAGAUGAACAACACUAAAACUCGCCUGACACCAGAAAACCGAGUACGUGCAUGUGCACCGUCAUCUAAAGUUCUUAUAUUUUGAUAACUUGGUUCUCGCCAGCAUACAUGAAAGAUAUCAGCAGAGAAUUUCAAGGGCCCUAAGGGCUUUCAUUCAAAACGUCGGAAUUCUUCACUUGCAUGUAUCACGCUGGCAAGAAUCAAGCCCUAAGCCAUUCCGUAUUGCUUCAAUGCGAACUACGCUAAAGCAUAUAUAUAUAUAUAUAUGAUAUGGCGAGAAAUACACAUACUGUCGUUUCUUUCAGAGAAAAUUGUUUUAAACAGUAGAACACGUCAUAAUAAUUAAGUUGUUCGUUCGGUUGUUUUGAAACACCAGUGUAGAAAAACAGAUUUUUUCAGUUAAUGCCUCAUCCAAAUUGGAAACAUACUGUUCAUUAUUUUAAGCCGCUGCAUGGUUUGUGUCUAAACUACUCUACAUGAGAAGAUUAAAGCAUUUCAACAUUUCGAGCCAAGGUUGCUAAUUCCAUAAUUCGUCAGGAAAUCCACGCUACAAACCUCGUGGGACAGUGGCGUAACUCCUUUUGGCUCCAUCUUUGGGUGGUCAAAUAGAGGGGCCCUGAGCAUGGAAGGAAUCAAGUCUGUGGUAAAAUUGUAGUAUUUGAACCAUUGUUACAUCUUCUAGGUAUACUCAGUUCACUUGUCGCUGCUUUGAAUGGCCAGGACUAAGAGGUUUAUUCACUUCAAACCAGGGGCCCUUUAGCACAAAGUUUCCCUACUGACAAUAGAUAAACCACAUCAGCUUACAGUCGAAUACCACCUACAUUGCACUCCCAAGGUUUAGAUUUCAUUAAUGCAACUACUAGCUGAGAAUCCACUCACGGUACUCACUGUGUGACUAGUGACUCACUACACAAUGAAUUAUUGAGCUGCUGCUUUUCACUAUAUUUUCAGGCUCACAUGCAACGCCAGAGAAAUACAGCAGAAUCAAAAGAAGAAGAAAUGCCUAAAUUUGGGGCAGGAAGUGAAUACGGUCGUGAACAGAGGAUGGAAGCAAGAAGAAAGAAACGAGGUUAUCUUAAGAAACGAGUGAAAGAUGAAGAUUUACCUUGGAUUUUAAAAACUGGUGGAAGAGGAGGAAAGACGUGAGGAUUGUUAAUAAAUAUAAAUAUUACACUAAUUUAAUUUCCCUGUAUUGCUCUGAAAUGAAGGAGAGCGGUGAAAACCCAAGGUAUUUGGUGGAGACAAAGAAGCUCUUUUCUGAAACUGCAAGCACUAAUCCCACGUUCGACUGGCAUAAAAUGUUAAUGGGAAAAGUGCAUAUUGCAAGACUGGAGCCUUAAUAACUGAGGUGAAACACACGUAUUGUGCCACCAGCGUCCCAUAACGUUUUGAUUCAUUGUCUACCUGACAGUCAAGAUACUGCGGUGCAUAUAGUAAACGAACUAAGUAUACCCUUAGCCAAUCAUACAUUUGACAGGACGAGUGAUGUUUGAAAGUGUUACCAGUACUUUAAUUGCAUGGUUGUAGGAGCAUUAAUGUACAUUCUAGAAUUUAGAAUGAUACUCUUUGCAUUCAUUAUUUCCAAAUAUUUAUGACGAAAUAGCAAUAAAAAUGAAGUUUCGCAUUUGGAAGAGAGAUUCAAAUAAUAAAUUUUAAAACCUUUUUACAGAUUUUGUUUAUCGUUAUUGCACUUCAUUUCAAACAAAAUCGUUAGGCAUUCGCCAUCUUGAAUAUGACGUCGCAACCAGAGUAACAUUAUCUUGUAUCUUGAGAUAUUCUCGGGUUAUUUUAAUCUCUUUACAACUAAUCUACAAAGUAUAAGCUAACUGUAUACAGCUAUUUCAAUUAAGGUUGUCCCCCGAGCAAAGCGGAAAAGUCGAAUACGAGCGCGAAAGGCUGCUGGGAAUCGCUAUGCUCAUGCUGUAGAUCUAUCGUUGUUUCUCUGUCAUAAAUCAACGAGUAAUGUUCAAUAUGAACGUAAUAAACCACAAAGCAAUUGAUCAGAUUGCAGGCUGCCCCAUGAAAAUGACAUUUCUAAUAUAAUUUUGCAUUUAAAGGUACAAAGGUGUUAAAGAAGCAACUAUGGUUCAAAACGCAGCAUAUUACGUAUUUACUGAAGCUGACGACGGAUCAUUUGAAGCAUUUCCAGUUGACGCGCAGUAUAGAUUCACUCCAGUUAUAAAGUAUAGAACAUUAACUGCUGAUGAAGCAGAGGAAGAAUUCUCAUUAAGAAAUAAAACAAUCAAUUAUUUCUCAUUAAUGGUGAAGAAAAGACUCACUGAUACAGAGGGAAAAACUGGUGAUGAAGAAGUUGCAAUUCCCAAGGUGAAAUCUAAAGUUGAUAAGUUGGUAAGAUGUUUUUUUUUAUUCAUGUGUUAAAGUGCUUACCCUAUAUAGCCAGUGGGGAGUGUGAUACUUCGCGUACUUGCGUACAGGAGGUACGCCAAUAUUAGGAUAUGGUACAUAUUAGGAUAUGUUUGUUUUCUGCCAAGUACAGUAAGUACUUGUAAAGUCUAAAGUAGUACUCGCGGUUCAAUAUAACCAGCAAAUAUUUCAAACACAAGAUAAUCUAUUCAAAACCCUUUCAAAAACUCAUUUUAAAAUAAUUCAUAAGGAAAACACAGAAAUAUCAUAAGCGUGUCGUAUCUUUAUAUGUAAUAGAGAUUUCCCCUGAUUUACAUAAACUUUAACUUUGAUUUUCUCGACUUACACAGCGUACCUUUUGAAAAUUACUUCGCCAAUGAAAUUACUAGAUUGAUCGUUUUUCAAGCAAUUUAAAACAUUCGCAGUGCGUGUUUUAUCAGACCUAAAGAUACUCGGCUUCUCCUCGUAUCUUUAUAUCUGAUAAAACACUGCUGCUCAUGUUUUAAAUGGUACAUAAUAAAGUGUCAGGAUUUUGAGCAUCUCACUGGAUACAACUAAUUGUUGAAGGGAUUUGUAGGACAUUGACAUCACCUUGGUAUUUAUACAUGAACUUGUGGUUAGAGCUCGACAACUGUCUCUCGGUUAGAGCACUGCACCGGAAUCGCAGGGCCGCAGGUUCGAUUCCUACCAGAGGGCCUAUAGUACAUUUUUCGCAACUGUUCCUGGUCUAAUAGAUGAAUAACAAUUCCACUCGAAAUUUCUAUCUACAAAUCUCUUCACCAAUAAUAAAGUAACUGUAUCUGUAAAUCCGGUAACUCUGGCAUAUCGUGGCAGGAAACAUAGUUAGAUGAUGAGAUGACACUAAGGAAUGUUGGAGUCAAUUAUAUGCAUGUGUUUGUUUUUCAAAAUGUGCUCCUUGUUCUUGUCCCUUCGUCGGGCGGUUAGUAGCGUAGAUCGGGAAAAUUAUAUGUGCUCUUAUACUAUUAUACUAGACUUGCAUCCAAAUCGUCCUACUCUAUUCCCAAAACAAGAACAAAUUAUGGAAUUUUCAAUCUAAGAUAUCAAGGAGCCAAAGUAUGGAACUCUCUUGAUAAACAAAAAAAGCUCUAUCUCUUUCCUCGAUAAUAUUGAUAAAUAAUAUUGAUAAAUUAUGGCUAAUUUGAUCAUUUUCGUAGAUUGUUGAUUUUCUAUGUAAUGAUUAACAAAAUCUCCUAAAUGAUGUGCAGCGGUUGUUUUCUUUGUUUUCUUUGUUUUCUUUGUUUUCUUUGUCUGUGUGUUCUCUCUUUUCGUGUUUCGACCUAGUGUGUUUAUACCCAUCAUACAAAUCUAUCAUACAAAAAAAAAUUGUGCAUCUUUCACUAUAGUGAUCUGGCUGCCCGACAUCUAGCCCUUUACGGUUAUUACGGGUAGCCAGUACCUAUUUAUGAUAUAUUAUACUAAGUGAAUUGUAAUAGUGUAAUAGCUUUUUUCUUUGGGGUACAAAUAAAUUGUUGUUGUUAUCUUACAGUAGGCCCGGAUAUAUCAUAUAGCGAAGCGCUGGCAAUUGUUGGUUUACCAACCUUGAAGGAACACCGACUCAUCACAUGCGGAAAGUUGUUUAGAACUAUAAUUAAUUAACCAAACCAUAAACUUCACCAUUUGUUACCUGCAUUUAACACAGGACGUGGCCAGUCUUUAAGACAUGGAAGAGUUUUUAAUAUUCCUAGGUGUAAGACUAAUAGGUUUUCAAAGUCUUUUAUCAUUGCUUCUGCUAGUAUAGUUUUAAAGUGUAAAUAUUAUCUAGCGAUAUACACAUGUAAUAAUAUUUAUUUGUAAAUUUCUACGCAAUGUAAUUCAGCUUUUGGCCGCAAUGGUGGUUCUUAAUAAUAAACUAUUAAAUUUUAAAAAAAUUAUGCAAGUUUCCCGAUCCGCGCUGCUAACUUCCUGACAAAGUACCUUUGCUCAAAAUGUCGAAGUUCUGCAUAUAUUUAUUCAGGUAGUUGUAUCUCUCUGCCACCAUCUUGGGCCCGCGCGCCUAAAAUUUCGCCCAGAGCUCUGAAGCUGCUAUUAAUUACUAAAGAGCCUGGGUACGAGGCCGCUCCCACCACUGCUUUUCGUAAGGGUACUACUUGGUUUGGAUGACUACCCUUAAAAAGUCGCCUACAUAGAUUUGUUCUCUCCUGUGCUUCCUGGGUUUUUCUGCCUCUCCAAAAACUAACCCUUAGCUGUCAACCACUGACUUGGGUAAAUUGGUCAUCCACAUCCUGUGUAACCGACUUUAAACGGAAAGAAUUUUUUUGGCAUUAUCAUUUAACAUUAAUAAAAAUGAAUUUUGAUGUUUCAGCAAAUCUACAAUGAUGAUGACCUUGAAGAUAUGUCUAAUGACGAAGGAGAUGAUGAACAGGAACACUUAGACGAAGGUAUGUGUUAUUAGAGUGUGGAAUAUGUAUUGUGAUUCCUAAUAAUGCUGGGCUACAACAACCAUGUACACAAUAGCGGUGAUAAGAUAUUAUAAUUGAGACUCUUAACUUGCAAUAGAUGACUUUCGAGCAAUCCAACGAGACUUUAAAACAAAAGCAGAUGGAGGGCAAGUAAUGAGAUUCUAAUGAGAUUCUUUGGUAUAAAUGCCGUAUAUGUGCAAUAAACCUCUAGCAUGAUGAAAGCCACCUAUUCUAUACUGCGUCAAUGUAUACUAGUAGUUGCUUUCCAAAUUGCCGAACUCGACCUAAUAGACCUUUUUUUAAAUGACGUCAAACGCGGAAAACCAACUUGUGCGAUGUCCCACAGGACAAUGCAAGUCGUUGCCGAGCCAAUAAAUUUCAUAAAAACAUCAUUUACAUUGCGAAUUGUUGCUAAAAAUUGUCCCUUGGGACAUCUAGAACUCACACAAAUUUUUUCGCUGACCAAUCACAUUGCCAAGAUUUGUUUUUCGCUUCGCGCGAAUAAAUUCGCCUAGUGGAAAAUGGACUUAAAGCCUCUAUUCCAUUCAUAGCAAGAGUCAACUCGUUGGUUUGCGAGUGCUUUCAUCCAAUCACAAUGCUAAACAGUUUAUUUUAAUUAGAUGCAAGCACUCGCAGAGAGCUUGCGAGUUGGUUUUUAGGAUGAGUGGAAAAGAGCCUUAACAAACUAACAAACACACGAAGCAAAUAUAAAGCGAUGGCAAACUUCGUUUGGGCACCGCAAUAUUCACAUUUAGACCAAAUAUUUGUCUAGCGAAUGAAAUAUGUGAAAAAGUUGUGUCUAAGAAUGCAGAAUAUCAAGCCCCAGAGGCUCGAAAAUACAAAACAUUUACACUUUUCCAAUUCACUGCCCCCUAGUUAGGUCCUCUUUGUGGAUUCAUAAUACCGCUACCAUUACCGUUAACCAAUCAGAUGCAAUUAAUCUACCCGAUUAACCAAUCAAAUGCUUAUUACACCUGUGAAAACCUGCGGUAGUGGAAGUAAAAUCUGAACCUCUAUAAUAUAAUAGACAUAAGACCAAUGUUCCACUGUGUUCAUUAUCUGCAUUUAAAAUUCAGAAAAGUUUCAAAAAGCAAAGAAGAAAUUGGGCAAGACAAAAAAAUCAGAAAAGGAAGAUGGUGGAAGUGAUUUUGAGGAGAUGGAAGAUGGUUAUGAAGAUUCGAAAGAACUUGACUAUUCAGAAACCUCUUCCUCAGGUAGGUUCCAUGAGUGACGUAAUCAGCUAACUUAUGUCCCUUGCCAUCCAAUAUAAACUUUAAUUACAUGGCUACUUUUGCGCCACGUGACGUUUCUAUGCUCGACCUAAAGAGUUUAGAUUGGCAUAGAGUGCUCUUAAAAGAAGAAGUUAUAUAUUAAGACUUAUAGGAGUCCUUUAAGUUUUUAAUGUAGACUAAUAGUUUUCAAUAGGCAGUUCUCACAGUAAAGACUUGUUCACACGACCAAAUUUUGCGGAUUCAAUUGUGUCGGAUCCGAUUAUUACUAACCCACGAUCAAGCCCUGGCGUUAAUCAGGUCCUAGCGGUUAUAGUCGGCUUCUUUUCAUCUUGUCAGGUGGAAAUAGAGCAGGUUCUAUUUCGACCCGAUUUUUCAGGUCGAAAUAGAACCUUUUUCUGGUCGAAAUAGAACGAAUCCGACUAUCGGAAGGUCAGUUUAAUGGUGUUCACACGUUUCGAUUUCUCUUUGGAACAAUAGGAUCGUGCGAACGAGUCAUAAUUAAGAAACAUUCUGUCAAUUAUUUGCAUUUAGUGUAAUAGUGUUGCAUUUGGAAGCAACUUAAUAAACUUGAGCGUUGAAUUUGCUUUCUGCAAUGAAUGUCAUCAGUUCAAUGUCAAUAUUCAAUUAUCUAUUUGUUAUUCUUCUAAACUUGUUGGGAAAAUAUCUUUUUCGACUACCCAAAAAAGUAAAUUGGUUGUACUUAAGGGGUGAGUUUUAGCACUUCAAUUAGAGUUUCAUCGUGAAAUUGAAACUUUGAGAAAGACCAGAAUACCUUUGACUCAUCUCGUAUUUCUCGGAACUCGAGUUUGUUUUUCGGAGUUUGUUUCAUGUGUAGGGGUGAGAGUAUAUGUCGUUGCACACUUUCAGAUGAAGAGCUUGAAAAGAAAAAAGGUGAUACCAAACCUCAAGCUGAAGAUGACCUGAAUGCACAACUGAACCCAGACAGUGAAGAUGACAGUGAACUUGAAGAAGAUAGUUUAAGUAAAGGAGGAUUAUUACUAAAAGAUAUGUUGAAACAAAAUGAUGAUAGUUCAGAUGACGAAGACGAUGAAGAUCAAACUACGUCUGCGGUACUAUUACAAGGUACGUAAGAUAUAUACUCUGCCUUAUUCGUACUUAAUUUCGCGCGUACUUAAUUUCGUAAUUUUUUCGAAGCAAUUAUUUUACGAGACUUUAUUUUCGCGAUUUUGAUAGGCGAAAAUAGAAAAAGGUCAUUAAAUUUCGCAAAAGCUUUCUGAACAACAUUUUAUUUUCUAUAAAAUUCUGAACUACAACUUUUGAAACUAAUAUUAGGUCGACUUAAGGUAUACAGGGUGUAUAAAAAAAAAGGAGACCUUUAGAAAUCAACCAUAUUGUUAAAAUUUGAAUGCCUUUUCAAUUGCAUAUAUGCUGAACCGUAGUGCGUGAAAUAUUGAUGGGGUGCAUAUAUUAGAAAAAGGAGACCUUUAGAAUUUGAAAUAACGUUUAAACAAAAGAUUGUCUGCUCCUGGGAACAAUUAGCCAUGGAUACGUAGAUCGCAUGUUACGCACUCGUGGGCUUAGCAAAGUGCUCCAGGAUUCAAAUCAUAACAAUGGUUGAUUUCUAAUUAUUCUAAAGGUCUCCUUUUUCUAAUAUAUGCGCUCCAUCAAUAUUUCACGCACCACGUUUUAGCAUAUGUACAGUACAGGGUGUCCCGAAAAAAAGUGACACUAUAGAAAUUAUCCUAUUGUUAUGAUUUGAAUGCCCUAGCACUAAGUUGAUACCACAGGUGCAUGAACUUCUGCUUCUGGAAUUUGAAAUAAAAAAGCAAACCGUUUAUUAGUGUAAUCGUUUUGCUUGACUCGGGCGUUAAAAUAUUUGGACAAAUCGAAAACGUUUUAAAAUGCUUAAAUGUAUAAAUACAAGUUCAUUAAAUUCCCAGGCGUGUAAGCACGCGCGUUUAAGAACGGCUUAAGAACAAUGAGAUAAUUUCUAUAGUGUCACUUUUUUGGGGGACACCCUGUACAAUUGAAAGGGCAUUCAAAUUUUAACAAUAUGCUUGAUUUCUAAAGGUCUCCUUUUUUUAUACACCCUGUAAACUAUCUGCAUGGUAGUACCGAAGCGUAGCGGAUUUCUUUGUUUCCGUACUGACUAGAGUGGAACUAAUGACUUCGAGACAAAAGAAAAUACUACGGUACAUUACGAUACGAUUGAAGUGGAAAACAACUUUUAGACUAAAGGCUGUUUUUCACUUCAAUCGUAACGUAGCGUAACGUUGCGUAGUAUUUUUUUGUGUCGAAGUCAUCAGUUCCACUCUAGUGCUCAGGAAACAAAGAAAUAGGCUACGCUUCCGUACGAUGCGCUUGAAGUGGAAUAGUGCCCUCUCCCAAAUAGGACGCAUGUCAAAAUUAACUACAUGUUAUAAAACAUUGCUUUGCAGGUCAAAAAAAGAAAGGCAAGAAAGCAGGUAGUGGUUCAAGUACGUCAUCGAGUAGCAGAUCUGAUACUCCAACUAAAGGCGUUGAAACCGCUGAUAAAACUAUUGCAGACGCUGCUAAGAAAUUGAAAGAUAUAAGUUCACCAGGUAAAGUAUGCUGUAUACUUAGUUUUAUAACAUAUAACAUUUAUGCUGCGGUGACCAUUAGAGAAUUAGAGUUGACCAUUAGAGUAUUGUAAACGAAGGACAGCAUAAUUAUACAGUACCUGAACUGGAGGAAAUUAGAAGAUCGGAGAAAUAUGCAUGUUUUCAAGGUGGUCAACAAAUGUAUAAGACUAUGUUGAAAACGGCGCAGAAAAGUCACAAUUAGCCGUCGCAUUCACACUAUGCUGGAGCGAAAUUGUUUGAAAACAUUACUUUUGCCGUAACAAUUUGAGAUGAAAACGUAGCGCAUGACGGCUUAAAGCACGGUUAAUAGACGUAGAUGGUUAGGCUAUCCGGCAAACUUCAAAGAGAGCGGCAAAUUAUGUGGAGAACCACUUAUAUUUGUGUCACGUGACGAGCAAAAGGGGUGCUUUGUGAUGAGUGAUUAGGGAAACCACGGGUUUUAAUAAAUGACACGUAACUACUGUGUUAAAAUUCACUGUAUUUUGUGCACAUUGUGCAAAUAAACCUAUUCGGCUACGCGUAUUUAUGCUCGUUGCCACACAAUUUGCUACAAAUAUCAUAACAGAGGUAUUUAAGCAUGUGAGUUGUCCAACAAUGUGAAUUAUAAAUGUUUUCAGUUACGUUACGGGACAGCGGAUGUUGGUCAUCUUCAGAGAUGUUUACAGUCCUCUGGAGCAAAUUCAUCUAUAUUCUCUCAAGCGUAUUUAUUUUGCCAUCAAUUACAAGACUCGUACAUACAGUGGAAAGAAGCAUAAUAACUCUGACAAGUGACGGUUGACCCCCAUGUGCUGCACGAUGGCGCUUAGACCAUCGAGUGGCAGCGGGUGUUAAAAUGCGUCGGUUGAUUAGGUCUCUGCUACCUUUGUCUGAAUAAUUUCACGUUCUCUUUGUAGUUUCCAGCAAGAAACGUCCAAAGAAUUCUCCCGGCGAUGAAACUCCAAGUAAAAAAGCGCGUAAAGAAACUGACAGUCCAAUUCAUCGCUCAGCCAGUGGCAGUUCAAUCGCAUCACGUGCUCUGAGUGAACCUGAGAGACCCGGGUCCCGGGGAUCCCCUGAGGUCGGAAUUACCGAGGACGCAGUUCGACGCUAUCUCUCGCAUAAACCAAUGACAACGAAAGAUUUACUAAAGAAAUUUAAAACGAAGAAAACAGGUUUGACAAGUGAGCAAACUGUGCAACAAAUCGCGACUAUAUUAAAGAAAAUAGUACCCGAACAGAAAAUGAUCAAGGGAAAAUUGUAUUUAUCUUUAAAACGAAGUUAGAUAUUUAACUUUGUCUUAGGAUUUAAGGCGUGAAUGAAACGUUCAUGCCGCUGAUCCUGGCUAACCUGGCUCAUAUAUAAACAGUCCCCUUGUAUUAUUAAUAUUAUGCAUGCAGGUUAAACAAAAUGUUGUGUUUCUGACUUUCUGGUUUGUGUAAGAUGAAGUUUUACAUCUAGUAUAAUGAAGUCAAAUAUUUAAUCAAAUAUGAAUUCUAUAGUACAGUAUAUGUAUUUUCCCUGUCCAAUUGUUAUAUGACAAAGUACGUACCCAAAAACUAAACAAAGCUGCCAUACAGUUUGACACUGAAAAGACAAGCUAGGUUGAGCCUUCAGACGAAAGACGCGAGCAAAUGAAAAUCCGGCUUUCGACUAAGAAACUAAACUUCGUAUUUAGUUUGAAAACCUAUAUUCUGAGAUUAUUCUCACAGAGAAAAAAUCGGAUCGAGGGGAAAAUAUCCAGUGUCAAAACUCCAUGCGCGGACAAAUUGCAAAGUUCAAUCAGUCCCCAGUACAUGCUGUUGCCCAUGAGAUGGCUGUUGUGGAGGCAAUAGAUAUCCACUUUGCAUGUACAAAGCCCGCUCACCUAUUCUGGUAACUCACAGAAACAUUGUCCAUUGAAACAUUUGAAAUGUUUUAAGGUUUAGUUGUUAAAGUAUUUUAUUGGUCUAUAUUACAAAUUUUUCACGUAUAUAAUUCUAUCUUAAUUACAAAAAUAAUAGGAAUUUUUACUUUACAGCUUUACAUUAGCUAUGUGAAUUAGUCAAAACUCAGACAAAUUCAUUCUCCAUUGAUAUUAAUUGUGAAAUGUCCUGGGGCCGGUGGUUUAACGCUAACCUCAAAGGUAGUUUAGCGCUAACCCUGCAUGGUUAAAAUUUAACCCGCCGUUUUAGUUUGUGUAUUUCUGCACGUCUGUUUAUUUCAAAACUUAGAGAAGUAAGGCGUAAAAAAAAUACCUGUGGUUCCAGUUUCAUAUCGCGAAAAAAAUUAGAGUCGGUAUAGGUCGGAAAUUUUUUUUUUAAUAUUUUUUCAUGGUUUUUUCAAUAAUUAGUGUGACAACAGACGCCAUUUUGGCAGCAGCCUGCAACCACCCGGAGAAAAUAGGGUCGCACGGUCAAUCGCGUUGAAAAAAUAAUAGGGUCGGCAGAAAAAAAUAGGGUCGGUCGGGAACCGGAACCACAGGUAUUUUUUUUACACCUAAACUUCCAUCGAUCCAGACAAGAUAUCUGAAGAAAUAUUUCCAAAUUUAUAGACAAGCUGUCAGGAAGUUUGCUUUGAAUUUUAAGUUAACCUAGGAUAAAGGUAAUCGGCUUUCGAACAACCGUUCCUCUGAUGAGUAAAGUAAGAAAAUUCAAGUUUCAACUAGAAAUAUAAGAUCACGACGUUUUUACUGUCAUCUAAACACGGGAUGUUUGUAUACGCAUAUCAAAUAUUUUUUCUUGUGAUGAAUGUUGUUAAAUGUAUUAAUAUAAUUUAUCAAGAUUAAUUCUUUCGCAACUGUAGCCACCAUGAUAAUUAUCAGAUUCGUUGCUGCAUUUGUAGCCUGUUGGACAUGGACUGUCUUUGCAAAAAUCACGUUCUGGAAUUACAAGGAAAUGAGUAACUGUAAGUAUCGCAUAUUACUUAUUGGCCUACUUAACCUGCGAACGGGCAUAUUCUGGAUACGAGAUUACUCCGGGGCUGAAAGGAGAAAUGUUUUAAAAUCAGGGGUCCUCGGAUGAUUUUUUAUUAUUGCGAGUCUCCUGACACAGGCAGAUAAGUGAGCAAGAUUGCCCGCAAAAGGGGUUGUCAUUGCAAACCUUGAUUGUUGGGUACGUCCAAACCUCAUCUACCCUUAUACACUUGCAUUAGCAAGAGAAAUAUCCUGGGUUAGUUGGAUCGCAAGUGUAAGCAGAGUUAAUUGUGAACAAAACUACCAUAUUUUUAAGUCAGUGCGUAUAUUUACCAUUGAAAUAAUACAGGGUGUAUAAAAAAAAAACUGCACAGAUUUAAAAUUUGCUCUUAAAUUUGCAAAACAGCUAUUAGUAUCCAGUGUUUUAUGUAUAUAGCUUAUUUGGUAGAAAAAUGGAAAAAAUUUCUCGAACUCAAAUUUUGUAAACCAGGGGUGUGUGUCUUUUCCAACAAAAUAAAAAUGGCUUGCGCACGAAAUUUGAAAGCUUUAAUCAUAUUUUAAGUUAACAGAUGGAAAGUUUGUUGGGUGUUUAAUUACUGUACAAAAUUUCAGAUAAUUUGUUUCAGUUUACGCCCUUUAACCAUUCACGCAAACUUACAUUUUUUCUUAAAAAAUCACCAUUUGCAUGCUAAUCAAUGCCUUUGCCUAAUUUGCAUAUGUCAGCAAUAUGUAAAUUAGGUAAAGGCAUUAAUUAAGCAUGCGAAAGGCUAAUUUUUUAGAGAAAAAUGAAUAGUUUAAGGGCUUAAACUAAAGCAAAUUGUCUGACAUUUUGUAUAGUAAUUAAAAACCCAACAAAUGUUCCAUCUAUCAACUCAAAAUAUGAUUAAAGCUUUUAAAUUUCGUGCGCAAGCCAUUUUUAGUUUGUUGGAAAAACACCCUGGUUUACAAAAUUUGAGUUCGAGAAUUUUUUUUCCAUUUUUCUACAUUAUAAGUACCCAAAGAAGCUAUAUACAUCAAAAACUGGAUACUAAUACUGUAGCUGUUUUGCGAAUUUAAAAGCAAUUUCAAAUCUGUGCAGGGUUUUUUUAUACACCCUGUAUAUUGAAACUUGAGAGUUAUUGUUACCUGUUAAGUUAUUGUUAAGUUAUUGUUAUUGUUUUGUUGUUGUUUGAGUUAUUGUUAUUGUUAUUGUUAGUUAUUGUUACUCGGGGGAUAAGUAGUUUGUGAAGGUACGUUUACACGCUGCGAUUUGUCAUGUACGAAGAAACAAUUUAAACAACAACUUACUUUUACACGUUUGAAAGAAAUCACAUGAACAAUAAAAUAAGGUUCCUCUCAGUUCAGAUCUGCACCACAUGCCUGUAGGAUCGAUACAUGUUGAAGGGUUGCAUGGAUUUUCUGGAUCUGGAUAAAAUUAAGAGAAGGGCGUUAUUAUAUGUGCACAAGUGCCCAACAACUGCUCCGGCUUAGACUAAAGAAUCCAACCCAACAUUGUUCAGAUAUUCCUUUGAACAGUGUUUCAAUUUGGAUAAGCUUAUCAAAAUGACGUUAAAAUAUUUCAACAUGUUUGCAAGGUAAAAGACAAACUAUCCAAUAAAUUACAGAUAGACGGUCAUUUGAACUACAUUCGCAAGUUCGCCUAAACGCCAUUAGGUUCGCAUUGACGGAUGAUCACAAACGAUCGGGUUGCCGAACCAUAAUAAAAAUAAAACAAUUAUUGACAUAUAUCGUUUUUCACAAGAUAUGAAGAACUGUCACGGUCACUGUUUGUGUUAUUCUCCUCAGCUUUCAGCUUCGGCAGGUAACACAAAUUUCUUCAUAUCGUGCUCAGAUUUGCUUAUUCAAUAAUUGUUAAUUAGUGGAUUAGGUCUAGGUUUGGGAUUAAGUUUAGGUGAGUAGUCUCAACUCAAUGUACUUACAUUGACAUCUGUCGCCAGUCCAGUAUGCUCCACAGUAACAAUGAUAAUUUUUUCCUCCAUCAAUAGGAACACAAUGACCACCAUGCUCACAUGGGUUCGAAUAGCAUGGGGCAAGAUCUAAAAUAAUGGCGUACUUAUUGUUAAACAUGAGGUUAGGUAGUGAUUGUGUAUGUACCAGAUUGAUAUGGGGAAAUGUUCAUCACAUAGGAUUGUGUGAAAUGGAGCGGCAACUAUAGUUAUGACGUACAAAGAAAUGCAUGAUGGGAGAUUGAGUAGUGAGAGAAUGUAAGGGUACUCCGAGAAUUAACACUGAGCCAAUAGGCCGAGUGCUUACUGGACCUCGAAGGAGAACAGUUCAGAUACUGUUCUGAUAGAGUUAUCCAGUUCUGAUAGAGUUAUCCAGCGUCAAACUGAAAAAUACAACGAUGUUACCUGUCCAAGCCUCCAAGUUGAUAGAAUGUUGCAGAAUAUUAUCACAAGACACUCGAGCCUCCUGACAUGUUGGAGCAAUGAAUGCAUCUUUUUGAAUGGAAACAAUAUCUUUAAGGUUAUGACACAUAAUUUGAGAUAACGUCACUUUCUUUAUUUCUCUUAAUUGUUCUUUAGUAAACACAUCUUUCUCUUCAUAGUAAAAGCGAUCGCCAUCUCGAAGAUUUCUGAAUUGUUUACUGAGGAUACAGUGGAAUGUCGGUCCAACUUCGGAGUCAGGUAGCGGGUCCUCAGCUAAUCCUGCAAUCCACAGGUCAACUUUAUCUGGAGUUUUAUAGAGUUUCUUCAGAACGUCUCUGUACUUCGCAUUCUUUAUUUCUAAGGCAACAUCAUCAAAUGUUUCAGCAGAUUUCAUUCCACAAAGUUUCCGAUAUGUGUUAUACCCAGAUAGUCCAUGGUCUCGCCCACGCUGAAUGUUAAGAGAAGCUAGAUUUAGUCCAACUAUAUUCUCUCUUUCAAACAAAUGUUUUGUGAGGCCUUCAGCUAGGAAUGGAUCAACGUUUUGAGAAGUGUUUGCAAGCAGACCUAACAAGAUUGGUUCAAUUCCAUAUUUUUGUAUAAAAACGUUAUUAAAGAACAUUUCUUUCAAUGGUAUUGGUGCUCGUACAGGAUUAUAUCCCUUGUCAAGAACAUCAAAAUACGGUCUGAUCAAACUAUGACCAAAUCUGUACGCUGCAGUUGAAAACUCGUUAAGAAUUCCAGGAUUCAGAUCGUAUUGAUAACCUUGGAACGGUAACACGCCAUCAUUUCCAAGAAUUUUUGGCAAAUAGUCUUCAUAACUUAUCUUCUGUAAAAUUCCACCAACAAUUUUCCGAGUUUCCUGGUAUAAUUUUUCAUCGUCCCAAUGGUGAUUUAUAUGCCUUAGAAUUCCAGCAAUUCUGUUAUGUUCUCGAUUGAAGAGUGUAUGCAUGCUCGCCAAACUCAUUUGUUCAUUGACACGUGUGUCCCCAGAGAUAAAGCAGCCACCGCUAUCGGUACACAAUGCACUAGCAUCGCUUUCUACAUCUAGUAUUAGUAAGUUGUUAUUUGUCAUGCGAAGUAGUCCAUCUUUACCUAGAAAUAUAACACAAUACAACAGUUAGCUCUUACCCACACUACUCUGGUCGAUGUCAUUGGUUUAUAUAUUUAUUUUGUAUUAUGUAUAACAGGGAACACACCAAUUUUGCAUUGUGGACUAUAAAAGGCGCGUCUUUGUAGGAAUAAGAGCAACUUUUUUCUCAUGCGGUGCACCACAAUCACCGUUGAUGUAAUUUAAGAGCAGUGGGUCAGUCGCACGAUAGGCAGUCACCUUGUAACUAAACCUGGUUUUCAAUUGCCACGAGAGAAUAAAUCGUGCUUUCGCUAAUUGUGAUUUACAAAAAUAAUGUAUAAAGUAUGAAGAAUCAUAGGCGUAUCCCAAAAAAAAAAUUUUACUACCGGGCAAAAAUCAAUGGGAUAUUCAGGCAAAACAUUAAAAUUUCGGGAAAAUUACGAUAUGUCCUGAAAAUUUUUUUGUAUAUUUGUGAAAAUUACGUGAAGUUAGGGAAAAUUUUCGUCAUGUUUUAUGUUUGCAGACAAGUUUUCGGUAUGUCCGGAAAAAUUUUUUGAGUGACCUCCCCCCCUCGCCAAAAAUUUUGGGGAGAAAUAUUAAUGUUUAGUUUGCCUGUUCGGGCAAACUAUACUGUGCCCAUGGGUAGAAUUUUCUUUGAAUUUAAUUUUCUUCAGCCCGAGCUCAUGUUAAGAGCUUUAUGCCGGCUUGUAGUUAUGUGGAAAUUUAUGUCGUUUACUUCAUUAAUUCAUUUCUUUGUUUUGCUUAAUUUGUUAUUUCUUAUUGUCUUACGGUUGCUUGUUACGUCAGUACAACGAGGCUUUAGUUAGACACACAAAACAUCACACUACCUAGCCUCCGCUGUAAACUUUAUGAACUGGUGUAUUAAUUCCUAAAACCACGCCUACGCUAUUAUCUAGACUGACUGAAAACGCUAAGUGAAAGAGACUUUAAAUAAACCUUCAAGUCUACCAACACCCUGAAUACAAUUAACAUACCAGUUCGUAAUUUCUUAGCCAGAGCCUCAGAAGAUCCAUAUAUUUGUGAUCCAUCAAUAAAUGCAGUUAGAACAUUGAUCUGUUCUCUUGGUUGUAAAUCUGCGGCAUCUGAUUGACACACUGCAGCAGAUCUCGUCAUCUUAAUGCAUCGCGUCGAGUUCUUGGCAUGAACGAUUGGAAAACAUGGUGGAACACUUAUUCGCCUUGAACUAUCACACCUGAAAAUAGAAAUGAUUAAAGAAGUCGAAAUAUUAUGCUCCGUUCACACAGAACCGCGAACUCUAAAAAAGCUGGCUAAGAACCAAAUGAAUUCCAAACCGUACUGAAACUUGGCUUAACUUACUUGAUUUCGGCCUUUCGAGUUUAUAUGGAGCGCAUGAGACCGGACGAAUUCGAACACAGCUAACGGACUGGACGAACUCCAGGGUAAAUAAAUGGAAUUGGGUGAAAUUAGACUAUUGCUUGUGGUUUCGAAUUUGUCCGCUCCUGUGUUAAAGCAGUGUAUGUCGUGCUGGGCGGUCUACUGUAUGCAACCACGGUGUCGGUGUGUAUUUGUAUAGCGUCAGGGAAUUAAUUUUGAAGCCCGAAUAUUUAUAGUAUUUAAAAUGAGGAGAGAUUUUUAAAUCUGUCACAUUCCCUACGAAUAAAUCGUUACGUGUUUAAAUUAGUUACACUAUCAAGCCAAUGUCUUCUUCUACGUAACUGGGAAGAUAUAGCUUCCCACGCCUCUUCUGAUGAGUUUUGGUAUAAUUUCAGUAUUGAAAAAUGGCCUUUGAGCAUUCUGAUUGGCUCCCUCAGCAGGGAGCAACUCUGAGGCAAUAGUUACUGCUCAGACUGCUCUGAGCAGUAGCUAUUGCUUUUCCCCAAAAAAAUAAUGGCU